AUGUCAUACCGAGGCGCGGCGAAGAAUCCGCUGAUAGUGUUAUCAGACGGAGUAUGGACUGGUCGAGAAGCCAACUCAGAGUCCAACGUACAACGGCUGGCAAAUUUGGUGUGGGGAGACUCUGGGCUGCCUAAAGACGAUGACUUCGCACACCUCCACCCUACAGGAAAGGCCCAUUAUGUCAACAGCGUGCCCGUAGGUAGCACCCAUGUAAUUCACGGUCUCAACGUCCAAGACAUCGAGCAGCAAUGCAUAGAUACCUACGAGUACCUAGUUCACGGCUACACCCCACAAGAAACCGAAAUAUGGAUGUUUGGUGUUUCGAAAGGAGCCUUUAUCGUCCGCUCCGUUGCGGGCAUGAUCAAUAAUUGCGGGAUAGCGAAGCCAGUAUACGGUCUGAACGGGGAUGUUGAUGUUGACAAGACACACCAACUCUGCCAGGAGGUCUAUCGCAUCUACCGAUGUUCGUCAGAAGCCAACAUGCCAAAGUCAGAGCAAUCGCGGAUCUUUAGAAGGAAGCACAGCUGGGCGUUGAUCGGAGAUGGAGACGUCGUCGAAUCGCCGAUUCGAUUCAUGGGGCUUUUCGACUCGGUCGGGGAACGCGGCAUCCCAGAGUUCGCGGGCGCGGUCGGCGUUGACUGGCCCAAGUUGCAUGACCACCACGUAUCAAGCGUCGUCUCCGAAGUCUACCACGCCGUCUCGCUACACGACCGCCUGUACGCUUACCAGCCGUGUCUGAUUUCCCGCGACACAGAGUAUGGACCGUCGUACGGCAUUACGGAGCGUUGGUUCCCAGGCACGCACUACGAUAUCUGUCGACAAAGUUUCAAGAUUGUGAGGGGCGUGCUGCCGCAGCGACUCGAGAGUCUUCUGCCGGCGUGGGCUUGGUCUAGCAAGGCGAUCAAACCGAACGAGGUCUUGAGCGAUCUUGUCUUCAAGUGGAUGCUGGAGUGCAUCGACGCACAUGACCCCUCGGGACUUGUGAUACCGAAGAACACGCUCUACCAUGAGCUAGAUGGGCUUAAAUACAGUAUUUUGGAUGGGAAAAAUACUGGCGAUGGCGAUGUCUACAACCACAUCCUUCAAUUUGCCCCGUUCGGACGGUACUUUGACCUGGUGUUGUCCACGGCCUUCGGAAAGUGGCAAGAUAACCAGCUUUAUAAGAUGCUCUUCGCCUGCAGGCCUCGUCUAGUUCCCGAGUUCAACGCGUCAGUGUACAAUUACAGAGGUCCCGAUCCUAACUUGGAUGGGAGAAUCAUACAGAAGCUGGCCAAUCUCCCAUCAAGUUCAACGGCACCCGAGAAGCAACCUGAAACGCGAUACCCAUCGACAUCAUACGAUGGAUGGCUCUUGAGGCGAUAG
Colletotrichum lupini is the source of this 1362-nucleotide messenger RNA. RefSeq lists its product as uncharacterized. Lineage: Eukaryota; Fungi; Ascomycota; Sordariomycetes; Glomerellales; Glomerellaceae. The transcript has 2 exons. The record is from RefSeq and is a predicted model, not a curated record. The coding region runs from base 1 to 1362 and encodes 453 amino acids.